GCCUGCAUGAGGGAUGGCUCGUUUUUGAUGAUUAGCAUAGGCCUCGCGACGUCAUGGCUUGUAAGAAAUGCCGAAUAAAGAAGAUAAAAUGUGACAAUGCAAAGCCCGUUUGUGGUCGCUGUAAACUAUGCUCAUUGCCUUGUGAAUAUGUCAGUGAAAGACAGUCUCUGAAGAAACUAGAUAGUGCGGAAAUUGAGAAGAGGCUCCAUCGAAUAGAAUCCCUAUUCCGGGGCAUGCAGGAUGACCCCAGUAGUGGGUCUAUGGACCAAGAUCUGUUGGAGAACGGAGUAGCAGCAGCAGAUAUAUCUCCAGCAAUCUGCACCACGGGCGCCACGGGCGCCAGUAAUCCGACUCUUCACGAGAGUUUCGAUCAUGCCUCAACAGCUACUCAAGAACUUAGUCCCGCACUGAAUGAUGAGCCUGCAGUAACUUCAGUAGCUGAGCGAAGAGCAAACAUGAGAUCUAUUAGCCCUGCCCAGACAAGUCAAGGCACGAUUGAACAACCUCAUAGGAGUACAGUGCCUGGCGCUCAAUUCAACUUAUUGGACGAAAUCAUUUCGGGGAAAGUUACUCGACGGCGAGAGAACAAUGCAGCAGUAUGGAUCAGAACACUUGACGGAGAUGAAUAUACUGGACCGUCAUCUGGCAUAUCCCUCUUCUCUGACCCUGGCUUGGAAUGGAUCCAAAGCACUUUUGACGAGAAAAACGAUAUCUGCGUUACUCUCCGGGCUAUCACUGUCGAUGUUGCGAAUCAUUUGCAGAUGCCCAAAUGUAUGCCCUCAAAUCCGUGGUCAUCGCUCGACAGGAGAGCUUUCUCAAAGCCGCUACCAUCACAGGAUACGGUGUGGAAUUAUGUUGACGCUUACUUUCGAAAAGUUCAGUGCAUAUUUCCUAUUCUAGACCGACCCCUGUUCGAAAACCGCCUGAAUGCGUACUUCCAAGACCCGACCAAAGUUGACACUGCCUGGUCCGUACUUCUCAACACGGUGCUGGCAUCAGGAUGCAGGGCUUUUCUAUCAGCGGAAUCACGGGAUGCAUUUGAAAAGUCUGGCCGAGAAGGCUGGGGUUACUUUCAGAAUGCCGUCGAUCUUGUGGCCCAACUCAUAUAUCAGCCUACAAAUAUAACAGCUGUUCAGGCCCUCGCUACUAUGACAGUCUACGCACAAGGCUUAUCAAGCCCACAACGGCUGGAACACACAUUUUGUACCUUGGCGGCACAGGUUGCUCAAGGAUUAGGAAUGCACAGAGAGUCAUUAUCAAGCUGGAAUCUCACAGAUUACGAGAUUCAGGAACGCAAUCGCCUCUUUUGGGUGGUCUAUAUAUUGGAUAAAACCAUCGCGUUACGCUGUGGUCGACCUUCUGCUAUUGAUGAUGAUGAAAUCAGCUGUCAAUUCCCACACGGCAUAACCGUGUUUCAAGUUCCCUGCGAAGAUGUCAGGAAUGAGACUGGAAGUAAUGAAGGAGAGACAUUUGAUCUCUUCUUAACCUAUGUCCAAUACGCCAGAUUAUGCGGUAAGAUUGCAAAACAGCUUUAUUCCGCUUCGGCAGUAAGUCGUCCAUGUCGGGACAUGCUAUCGACAGCAACACUACUCGACGAGGGGAUCCUGCGCUGGCGUGAGAGUAUCCCAAUUACUUUCCGACCAGGAACGUCUUUUCGACCAUCAACCCUUCCAAACAAUGUUCCCUUCAUCCACGCUCUGGUGCUGAACUUUGCGUACAAUUAUGCAAUUUGUGCGGUAUACAGGAGAUUCAGUGCUAUGUUUCUUCACUACGACUCUCAAUCAAGUCCGACGGAGCGUGAGGCGACGGAGGCAAUGAGUGCGGCAAAGUGUCUCGAAGCAGCUAGAUCUAUGAUCUUAUUGACGAAACAUCUUGAUAUUGAGAGCUAUAGCCCUGGAUGGAUCGUCUUCUACUAUCCAAUGACCGCUCUCAUUACGAUUUUUACACACGUCGUCUGCAAUCCCUUAUCCGAAACAGCUAGCAAUGACAUUGCUCUGAUGGAAGUUGUGAUUGGACAUUUUGGGCGUUUAGAAUUUAUCACUUCUGGAGGUACGACCUUCAACAAAGUCGGAGAGCUUGUCCGACUUGCUCGAGGAGUAGUACAGAAAGCUCGCCAGAACAGUGGUCGAGAGAUGCGGCGUAACUCCCCAUCUCAGCCAAGAGAGGGUGUAACGAGGAAUGGAGUCUUUGAUCAGAACUCCCCUAGUCAACAGAUUUCAGAUUCUAGCAACCAAUCUUGGCAGCCAAAUCAAAACCAAGCAUCCAUGUUACCCAAUGAUAACACAGUGCCCAACCAAAGAAUCCCUAACAUCGAGGGCUGGAAUCAAACGAACUUUUCUCAAAACAGCCAAUGCGCCAUAACCCCUCUCGAUACCCCAGCCAAAUACCAAUCCGACCAAGCCUCCAUACCCAUAGACUCCAUUCCAGAUCCAGUCCCCGAUACGCAACCCCACACCACUUAUCUCCAAGGCGACACACCGCCGCAACAUAUCUACCUUGCGGAUGAAAACCUGCAUCGUUGGCAGGCGAAUCAGCGCGGCGGUCAAGUCGAGGAAUGGGACCUUAGCCCUAUGAAUUAUUCUCACAUGGAUUUCCAGCAGGAUCUCACAUCGUCGGGGAUGGAGUUUGAUCAAGGCUUGCUUGCGUGUAAUGGGUCCUCGUUAUAGGUGCGGACUUGAACUUCUGCUUGCAGUUGAAAAGUGGACAUUGUCAGUUUAUUGACAUGGAGUUUGGGAUGAGCAUUUUUAUAGGCGGGUUGGAUGCAUAUACGCAUUGAGGGGAUAUGCUUCGUUGGUAGCUAUGUAACGGCUUUGAAAUCCUGGCAUGAGUAACACAUUGCAGAUGACUACGUAAAUUCCUCUCAUCUCUCACAGUCUCACUUUGGAC
Amorphotheca resinae ATCC 22711 is the source of this 2886-nucleotide messenger RNA. RefSeq lists its product as hypothetical. Lineage: Eukaryota; Fungi; Ascomycota; Leotiomycetes; Helotiales; Amorphothecaceae. Gene Ontology annotation, molecular function: DNA-binding transcription factor activity, RNA polymerase II-specific; zinc ion binding; DNA binding. Bases 54 to 2666 code for a protein of 870 amino acids. Gene Ontology annotation, biological process: DNA-templated transcription; regulation of DNA-templated transcription. The record is from RefSeq and is a predicted model, not a curated record. The transcript has 14 exons.